AUGAACAGGCGUGAUAAUGGAGUUACGGUAAUGAAUACCCCUCGCAGAGCUUUCGGAGAGUUGAAAAACUUGGCAUAUGGUGGCACACCACGAUCCAUAGAUAACAUUAAAGCUCGUUCAAAUGUUAUUAACAAGAAUAUAGACUGCGCUUCUGUGAAGAAAACUCUCGUUACUCCAACACUUGAAAUUCCGCCUGCUCCCCAGUUCCAACGCCUGAAAAAAGCAGACUCAUUGGAAGAACUUUGUGCUAUCGCCUCAGCGAAGAGAAGUUUCGCUGUUUAUAAUGAUAGUGAUUCAGAAGUUGAAACCUUUGGUGAGAAAGAUAGUUCACUCAAGGAUUUUUGUCUCAAUCAAGAGGAGUCCAUUAUUCUAACUGAGGAUGAUGACAUGGAUCUAUUAGAGAAUACUUUAUCCACCAUCGAAGAAAUCAGUCUAAUGGAUGAUGAUCAAGAUGAUGAUGAGGACACUGAGGAUUUAGAGAUUGAAGUUCCUUUUGCUGGCGGAGCUGAUUCAGAUUCUGAUGAGUAUUCACAUAUUCCGGAAGAACUGGUAUUGACUGAUGGUUUUGAACCUCAGUUCUACACGACUUCUUACGUGCCCUCUGAUAGUGAGACUGAUUGCAGGUCUGAAUCGGAGUAUGAAUCUGAAUCUGAAGAAGAUUGUGAUUUGAACGAUGAUGAGCUACGACUGCAAGAAGCUGCACUAGCAGAAAUGAUGACUCACAUUCACUUUACUGACUUUGUUUGUUAA
Messenger RNA from Auanema sp. JU1783, 750 nucleotides. Lineage: Eukaryota; Metazoa; Nematoda; Chromadorea; Rhabditida; Rhabditidae. The record is from the annotation of a GenBank genome assembly.